AAUCACUAUAGUCUCUUGCUUUCAGCGUCUUACUGACUCUUACAUCGACUACCUUCCGCUGUGAGCUGCUAUGCUUGCGCAACUGGAUGUCCGUAGGGAGUCAAACAUCUUCCCAUCACCCAGGUGUCAUUCUGACGAUAUUGGACCACUUGGCAAGACAAUGGACAGACACGCCUAUGUACCCCAGCGUCAAAAACAUCUACAGUCUUACGCACAAGAACAACCCCCAAUCACACCCAUCACUGGCAUAGUGCCUAGUAAUAAUAGAGGGCCACAACGGCAUGGAGCUUCCAUAGGCAAAAAGGACUCUAAUGGACAACUUCGGGUCCCCCCGCCUUAUCAUCGUGCAGCUUCGACCUGUUUUCCUAAUUAUCAACUACCGCCUCGCUUACAGAAGCAGUAUGCGGCACCGAUGGGUGAGCCAAAUAUAAGCCUUGACUAUUCUCCCUUUCCAAAGCAGCUGGGUUCCACGUUUGGACGAAGACCACACACAAUAUAUAGUUCGGGGCUGGAACCUCAGUCCUCCAUCGUCAGUUCGCCAUUGUUGACAUGUCCGAAAACGGCAGGUGAACCUAUGCCAGAUAUAAAGGCUGCUCUGUCUGCCCAGGGCAUUCACAUUGGCAUUCCACCGAGUACCUCACAUUCACAAUCACCUACUGAUCAAGUUGAACCUCGUCUUCCUAUCGAUCAAGUAUGAUUCAACUAUUCCUUCAUAUGAACAAACUAAUCAGUAAUUAUUUAGCC
Molecule: messenger RNA, 744 nt
Organism: Suillus clintonianus
Lineage: Eukaryota; Fungi; Basidiomycota; Agaricomycetes; Boletales; Suillaceae
Exons: 4
Coding region: 71-697 (208 amino acids)
Source: RefSeq, a predicted model, not a curated record